This is a messenger RNA of Schistosoma haematobium, 5571 nucleotides long. It is a transcript of the gene HIPK3, whose product is annotated as Homeodomain-interacting protein kinase 3. The transcript is spliced from 8 exons. The coding region runs from base 420 to 4205 and encodes 1261 amino acids. Gene Ontology annotation, molecular function: ATP binding; protein serine/threonine kinase activity; protein tyrosine kinase activity. Lineage: Eukaryota; Metazoa; Platyhelminthes; Trematoda; Strigeidida; Schistosomatidae. Gene Ontology annotation, biological process: peptidyl-threonine phosphorylation; peptidyl-serine phosphorylation. Gene Ontology annotation, cellular component: nucleus; cytoplasm. The record is from RefSeq and is a predicted model, not a curated record.
UCUAUCUAAGCUAGCAAACGGUUGUCAGAGUCGCGUCGCACAACGUACCCACUUGUGAUCUGGUGUGAAUGCGUAACCGAGUACCUUCAGUUAUGUGCAUCCAGUAAAACGAAUGCGGUCAGCAUCAAAUGUUGAAGUUUUUCAAAGCUAUUUAUUUUGAGGAUUUAUUUACCGUUACACAGCUGUAAUAAAAUAGAAAUAAGAUUUCUUCAAAGACAGUUUUGUUCGUGACUUUUUCAACAGUGCGAUGUGCAGACUGAUGUAUAUAGUGGUUCAUCUCAGAUCGCUAGUUUGUUUGAGUGAGUUGGAGUCAAGCACACAGUGGCGGGUAUCUUCGCAGCCGGUUUUGUUUGGCCGACUGUUUUUCUUGAUUGCUGAUAUUUGAAAUGCAUCUAUCUCUCGUCUUUAAUUAACUACUAAUGGAUUUACAAACGGUUUAUGCGGAAGGACAUGUCUUCAAAGAAAAUAAAUUGAAGUUUGCUAAAUAUUCGGGGUUCCCCAGAUAUUCAGAGCUUGUUAAUAUUCAGAAACAGUUUGAUCGACCAAAAGAUGAGAAUGAUUUGUAUCCUGCUCGGAAUGGGAUCCAUAUUAUUCAUAAAAAGAGGAAAGCAGACGACGCCAAUUUGCAGAUUCACGAUGGCUCUUCUGCACCAAGGUUACACCGCUUGCAUGUUCCUUCUUCUCCUAGUGGUCAUUUACAUGGUCAUUUGGGAGCUCAUGUUGGCUCGUUUUUACAGCAUCAGACAUGUACUUACAACGCAUCUGAUAUCUCUGCAAUAAAUGCCCCAAUAUCUGACAUCUCAAGUAGUGCUAUACAGUUCUCUAGCAUGAAUACGCUGCCGGCUGCAACCGCAAAGGCGAACUCAAAGCUAACUACAACUGAAGGUGACUAUGCCAUAGUUGUCGGGGAGAUGCUCAAUUCUGGUGGCGAGGCAUAUGAAGUUCUUUCAUUUCUCGGGCGAGGAACUUUCGGCCAGGUUGUCAAGUGCCGCUGUCGAUCAACGAGUCGUUAUGUAGCUAUCAAGAUAUUGAAGAAUCUACCUUCCUAUUUAAGGCAAGGCAAUAUAGAGAUUCAAAUUUUGCAAACACUGGCUCAACAGGAUACAGAGUCUCAUAAUAUUGUCAGGGCGAUUGAGUGCUUUCAACAUAGAAACCAUAUGUGUUUCGUGUUUGAGUUAUUGGAUCAAAACUUAUAUGAGUAUCUCAAGUCAAAUAAGUUUCGUCCACUGACGCUUCCUGAGAUCCGCCCCAUUUCUCAGCAGGUUCUCACGGCCCUAUCAAAGUUAAAGACUCUUGGUUUAAUUCAUGCUGAUUUGAAACCGGAAAAUAUAAUGUUAGUGAAUCCAAACUCAGAAAACAUGCGUUACAGAGUCAAAGUAAUCGACUUUGGUUCUGCAUGCCAUAGCUCCAAAGCUGUUCAAAAUACUUACCUUCAGUCACGUUACUAUCGUGCUCCUGAAAUCCUUCUGGGCUUACCUUUUGAUGAAGCAAUUGAUAUGUGGUCACUGGGAUGUGUUUUAGCUGAGCUUUUCCUCGGCUGGCCUUUAUAUCCUGGUUCAUCUGAAUAUGAUCAAAUGAGAUACAUAGUAGAAACCCAAGGUUUACCCCCUUCUGAUAUGUUAAAAAAUGCUGGAAAAUGCAACACAUUUUUUGUACGUGAUCAUUAUCGAUGUGAUUGGCGGUUAAAGACUCCGGAAGAAUAUGCUUCUGAAACUGGUCAGCAAGCUAAAGAGGCUAGGAAAUAUUUCUUCAAUUCUCUAAAUCAAAUCCGUGAUGUAAAUGGACAUUCUGCGUCUGAUGAAUUAGACCUUGAUAUCGUCGAUCGCCAGCAAUUUACCUAUCUUUUAACGGAGAUGCUAAAAAUGCGUCCAUGUGAUCGAAUAACACCUGAUGUGGCCCUUCAACAUUCGUUCGUAACUAUGACUCACCUUCACUGUCAGCCUUUCGCUAAACGAACCCAAGAAUCUCUCACACUGAUGCAGGUUUGUCAUAGUAACGCACGUAGGCAGCAUGCAACUGAUUUUAAUUCCAAUUCGAAAUGUAUGUCUUUACCACAGAAGGUUGUUAGCACUUUCCCGGAAACUCUUCAUUAUGUUACUUCGAAUAUUAUUGAUACUCGAACUGCAUUGUCUACACAAAUUAACAGCCACCCAUAUCAUCAGGCCAAUCACUCAUCUAACUGUCGGGCUGAUGCUAGAGCUGCAUACUAUGCCGCAGCAGCAGCAGCGGCGGCUGCGUUUUCGGCGAAAUCAACUUCACAGCUCAUCCCAAUUCCUAAUAGUAAUUCAUCCAGCUUCCCGUGCUUGCAUCAGUACUCUUCACUCAAUGCUAUCAAUGAAACUAAUCAUGUGUCUCUUCCUGCGACAGAAUCUGGGAAUGUAUGCCCAGUCAUUGAAUGUACUCCUGCAACUAUAAUUAUUUCUCAAAACAAAUCUGAGGUUUGUGCGAGACCGAGUCAAGUAACUGCUGAUAGUUUACCAGCAACAUAUGCUUCUCCAAUGCAACGUUCUCUUUCGUUCUACGACUUGGUAACUGCUGGUGGUGCUGGUAGUGCAUUAUCCCUACUAAAUGCUGUCACCGCACCUGCGCCAUCACCAUUUUUAAUUAGUAGCUCCAUUCCAGCUCCAAGAGUGCAGCCACUGAGUUGUGUCUCGACAAACUCUUCGCAAACAAACCAUAUCCGACAAAUGCUACAUCAUCCUCUCCACUCUGUUUAUAUUCAACCUGAACUCAGCAGGUUAUCUGAAGGUGACAAUUCAUUUAUGCUGGAUAUUGUAGGUCGAGAAAAAGGUAAUGGGGCUUGUACUGCUCGUCAAGAGUCCAUUGAUGUGACGUGUAAACCGAAUACUGGUUUAUGUGAUACUCUGUGUGCUUUAGUAAAUCAGCAACAUUUAUAUCAAUAUCCCGCAACUGCUGUUGCAGCCUUAGCUGUGGCUCAUCACCAGCAAAAUUUCAACAAUAAUCAAAAACAUCCCUCUACUUUAUUUAAGUCCACCCGCAGCAGUGGAUCUGAGUUUGUUAACAAUGUCUCCAGAAGAUGUGAGUGUCAUGGAGCUUGUCCAUCACAUUUAGUCAAAGGUCCAUUGAUCAAUUCGAGAAUCAAUGAGAUAGUUCGACCGGACCUUAAUUGUUCUCGUGCUCCAACGUAUGAAGUUCAUGGAUCGGUAACUCAACAAUCUCUGUCACGCCAGGAAUCUACUUCAUUUCAUUAUCAAGAUCAACAACCUCACAUGGUCAACCAUAGCGAUGUCCACAAACAUUCUGUUGCUCAAGUCCAACCGAACAAUCCUUUUGUGAACGAUACAGAUUGCAUGCCUAUGAAUUUAGUAACAAACAACUCAGAACCAGUUGUAAAUAAUGCUGUCAAUUUGUCAAUGCUUCCUCCAAGUUCUUCGUAUAACUCCAAUCGCAUGAAACGUCAGUCUGUCGCUAUAAAUUCUAGUUCUGAAAAUGUAGAUAGGAUUUCUCAUAGUUUAGUUCAACAUGAUACAUUUAGCUGUCCUUCAGAAAUUAUAUCAAAUCCUAAUGCUAUCAAAUCGGAUUGCGGAUUUCCGGGGGCGUACAAGUCAACCUUCGAUUUGAUGUGCCAACAGCGUUCCGAUAAAAAAAUACCAGUUGGUCGCGUUCAACCGAUGAUAAAACAAGAGGAUUCAAGUCAUUUACAUUCCUCCAGUCGACCUGUAUCAUCACCUGUCAACUAUAUACCACCUAGUCGAGAGUCUGUUGUCUGGGGAUCAAAUCCAAGUUUGUUUGUAUUUACGUCACCUUUCCAUCAGCAGUCGGUGAAUACUAAUAAUUCCAUUCCUCAAAAGUUAUGUAAUCAUUUCACUAAUGAUAUAUUUCCAUAUAAUACUCAGCAACCAAUAGAAUAUAUAUCUAAUCGUAGAAGUGUACGUAAAAAUCCUCAGUUAUCCAUUACAAGGGAUGAUCAACAUGUUGUACAAUCAAAUAACCAAUUAUCGGCUGCUCAUGCGGCCGCUGCAGCCUAUCAUAAUUUAAUGUUUUUUCAGUUACAACAACAACAAUUGCAACAACAAACUCAACAACAACUUCAACAUAGUCUUAUCACUGGAAUUCCUACUGUCUGCCAAACUAAUAUGCCUGAUCAUUGUAAUGAGACAUACCAGCAUUCUCAGAGAGUGCUAUCUGGCGGUUGGAAUACUGGUUGCCGUGAUUUUGUUGAACAUUCGUCGGGUGCUGUUUAAUAAUUUCAAGAGAUCACUUCCUACGUACACAUACGGAGAUAGAGUUGCAUAUGCGUUUAUUAUCAUUAAAACGAGUCAUCUUUGGAUACAGAUAUUUUUCUCUGAUCAUUAUGUCAAUUAAUUGCACAACUUAUUCAGGUGCGCUUGUGAAAAGUUCACGACCUUUCGCUGUACAAGUUAGGAAACAGCACAAUCAGAGACAUUUUGGUUGCUGGUAAUAUACAUCGAAAAGAAGGUACAUUAUUCAGACAUCGAUUCCUGAACUACUAACAUCUAAUUGGUGAUCACUCAAUAUUUAUCGUCAAGAUCGAUCAAGAAAUAAGAAAACGAAACUCGUCGAAGUAAUUUGCACUGAGAAUUCUAUAUUGUACCAAAAAUAUAAUAUUGAUUAAAGCUAAUAAUUCAGGGUCCUUCGAAAUAGGAAAUACAAUCUGAAGGUAAAACUGGGCGCUUUUGGCCUGAAAACGAGAAAUUCGAACUUCUAAAAUAAAAUUAUGAAAAUAAGAUGUUUAACCAAGUGAUUUCUGGGGAUCUAGAAUCUCCAACACUUUACUAGUGGUCAGCACAUUUCUUCGAUAUCAGGUUUCGGCUUCUAGUUACUUUCUUUUAUAACGGCACUGCGUUUGAAUGGUUGUCUACUGUACUACACGAGCGUGAACAAAAGGUAUUUCCUAGUAACUCUGAGGAUGUAUCCACUAUUUUUAGACCCUAAAUUUCUUUAAUGUUUGCCUUUCCUGUAGUUUUUACUCGCAUCUUACAGACACUCAAUGUGUAAAUUUCUUUGUUCGGUUGACGAAUCUCUCAUCGUGGAUGUUGUUUCAUCUCACAAGUAAGUAUUUUUAUUGAAAUCAUAACACCUACACACGUAUUUGUGGGCAACUAUCAAUAUUUAUUGUUGCUAUUUUCUUCCCAAUGAAAGCUUCUGAUGAUAAAGCGUAUUUGAGAUAGUUGUUACUUGGUGUAUAUUAAUAUGAAUGGUUGCGUGAUGAUGAUUAUUACGUUAACACUUAAUCUAAAUAAAUCUGCUAUAGAAAAACGAUAGGGUCUGCCCGGACCGAUAAAUAAACAAAUUUUAUUGAAAUCAUGCACUGAUCUACGUAAGACCACGAUUGGGCACUGGAAUGAUGUUUGUCUUAGUACGGGACCCCUCAGUAGUGUGCGUCCACGAUCCAACACGCGGAACACUAAGGCAGAACCUACGGGAUCUACUUUUCGUUAAUAUUGACAAUUAUAAACACAUCAUAUUCACAAACAACCAAGAAUUUAUAAUUUCAAUUCGUUUCUUGACCAGGUGUUUACAAUAACACAGUUAAGUAUAGGUUUAUGAAAAUUCUUGAAAUUCAUUGAAGUCCUGAACCGAUCUAAG